UCUCCUACUCCAACUUAUAAAGAAAUAAGUAGUAAUAACGUUGCUACUAUAACUAUAAUUACGAAUGAUCAUAAUUUUAUAGAUGAUGAUGAUUCAAAUUAUAUUAGAAAAAAUAUUUCUCAUUCACCUAUGAAAAUUGUUAAUAGUUCUAUACCUCCAUGUGCUCGAUGUCCUCCUGAAAUAAUAUAUCAUAUUUUUGAAAUAUUACGUACUUUAUAUCAACCAUCACUUUUCUCUUGCAUUCUGGUUAAUCAUCAAUGGAAUGCCAUAGGAACAAAUGUUCUUUGGAAUUCCCCAAAAUUUACUCAUAUGCGUUCACUGGAUAAAUUCAUUAAAAUCAUAGAAAAUUCUCCUUCAUCAUCAAAUUUUCAACAACAAUCAACCGUAUAUCAUCCUUAUGCAACUUAUAUUCGUACAUUGGAUUUAACAUAUUUAACAGAACAUGAUCGUAAUAAUUCAUCUCUUUCAUCUCAUCUCCUUCGCUUAUUACCAUUAAUUCAUAUAGAAAAUCUUCAUACACUUAAUUUAAGUUUUGUUAAAGGCAUCACUAAUAAUUAUUUAACUAAAUUAUUAUCACCAUUUUUUAAUAAUGUACGUACAUUGAAUCUUGCAGGUGGAAGUAGGUCUGACACAUGUUUAUCAUCUAUUAUACCAAAUUGUAGUAGAAUACAAAAUCUUUCACUUGCAUGGAAUACUUCAUUAUCUGAUGCAUCAAUUAACAAAAUUGCGACAAUAUGUGGUGAUAGAUUACGUACACUUGAUUUAACAAAUUGUGAAAAAGUAAGUGAUAGAUCAAUGUACUCAAUUUCACAAUAUUGUUUAAAAUUAAGAGAAUUAAGAGUAAGUUAUUGUCGUGGUGUAAGCGAAGAGGGUGUGAAAGCCGUUAUUGAAGCUUGUGAAGGUCUUAAAUUAUUGGAUUUAGUCGGUUGUUUAGGUGUUGAUAAAUGUUUUUUACUAAAGUGUAACGAAGAAUUUGGUUUAACGAGAAGAGAAUUAAAAGUUAUUUGGAGGAGGGUUACUGAUGGUAAUACUUCUUGGGCUGAUGAGAAUUAAGAACAAGAAAAAAAAAUUAUUUCUUUGAUUGAACCAAGGGUUAUACCCGUGAGGAUAUAAAUGGGAGAGUGAAAUGAAAGAACGUUAAUUAGAUAGUUAGGUUUUUAUUUUCAUAACAACCAUAAACCAUAUUAAAUGUACAUUUUCUAGUUCUCGUUAUUUGUUUUUUUUUUUUUUUUUACUGUCUUGGGAUAAAUCAUUCAUCAUUAUUUGUGAUUCCAUUAGGGUUCGGAGUCUCUAAAGAUUUAUAGUUAAAAGAGAUUUUAAUUAGUUGUAAGAUAAAAAAUCACUUAACAAAUAUUCAUCAAACAAAUUUCCAAAUUCAAAUUCAAAUCAACUACAAAAAUGAAACUUUCGACAUCAAAAACAAUAAAUUUAAUCAUUGUAAUCAUUGU
This is a messenger RNA of Rhizophagus irregularis DAOM 181602=DAOM 197198, 1448 nucleotides long. The record is from RefSeq and is a predicted model, not a curated record. NCBI's taxonomy places the organism in Eukaryota, Fungi, Glomeromycota, Glomeromycetes, Glomerales, Glomeraceae.